Guillardia theta CCMP2712 is the source of this 894-nucleotide messenger RNA. RefSeq lists its product as hypothetical. Gene Ontology annotation, molecular function: pseudouridylate synthase activity. The record is from RefSeq and is a predicted model, not a curated record. The transcript has 5 exons. The coding region runs from base 1 to 894 and encodes 297 amino acids. NCBI's taxonomy places the organism in Eukaryota, Cryptophyceae, Pyrenomonadales, Geminigeraceae.
AUGGCAGACAACAAGCCCAUCGUGGCGCUGGAGUCCACCAUCAUCUCGCACGGCAUGCCCUACCCCAGCAACUACAACAUGGCGCUGGAGGUGGAGGAAGUGAUCAGGGCUGGAGGAGCAGUGCCGGCAACCAUCGCGAUCCUCCAUGGCCAGAUUCACGUCGGCACUUCGCGUGAGGCCCUGCACCUGCUCGCCGAGCGAGGUCAGCGAGUGCGCAAGACGGCAAGCAGGGACCUCCCGCUUCUCCUCUCCAGCCAGCAGGACGGGGCGACUACCGUCUCCUCCACCAUGAAGAUCGCGAGCAUGGCAGGCAUACGGGUCUUCGUGACGGGGGGGAUAGGAGGGGUGCAUAGGGGAGCUGAAACCACCGGCGACGUCUCUGCCGAUCUCACAGAACUGGCUUCCUCCCCCGUCGCCGUCGUCUGCGCAGGCGCCAAGUCCAUCCUUGACAUCCCCCGCACCCUCGAGUUCCUCGAGACGUUCUCUGUCCCUGUCAUGAGCUACCAAUCCGAUUCCUUUCCUGCAUUCUUCACCAGGAGUAGCGGGUGCCCCUCGCAGAUUCGAGUGGACACUCCGGAGCAUGUAGCUCAAAUCAUCUCCAACAUGUCCAGACUGGGGAUGAAGGGAGGAGCAGUCCUCGGUGUUCCGAUCCCAGAGGAAUCUGCUGCUGAGGGAGAGCAGGUGGAGAAAGCCAUCCACAAGGCGCUGAUGGAGGCGCAGGAGCAGCGGGUGGAAGGGAACAGGGUAACGCCGUUCCUCCUCAAGAGGAUCAACGAGCUAACGCAGGGAGAGUCGCUGCGAGCAAACGUGGCGCUUGUGAAGAACAACGCGAAGAUAGGGGCGAGCGUUGCCGUCGCUCUCAUGAACAUGGGAGCGUACUCGGAGGGCAGGUAG